Messenger RNA from Aaosphaeria arxii CBS 175.79, 1993 nucleotides. RefSeq names its product TPR-like protein. The coding region runs from base 81 to 1973 and encodes 630 amino acids. The record is from RefSeq and is a predicted model, not a curated record. NCBI's taxonomy places the organism in Eukaryota, Fungi, Ascomycota, Dothideomycetes, Pleosporales. Gene Ontology annotation, molecular function: protein binding. The transcript is spliced from 2 exons. Gene Ontology annotation, biological process: cell division.
UCCAUCGAAGUGCGCAAUCACCGCAUUGCAUCUUCUAUCACCAGUCUGCCUCGCUGAAGCCGUAUGACAUCUUCGGAACUAUGGAGAAAUUUCUACGAGAUUGGCGGCAAGACGCUAUUAACAAGCAUCAAUACGAUACAGCAAUAUUUGUUGCAGACAAACUGCUGGCACUGACUAAGGACGACCAAGAUGCCUUCUGGCUUGCCCAAGUCCAUUUUCAAACUGCACAUUACACUCGCGCUCAGGCCUUUCUUUCCCGCGGCGACCUGAUUGAACGCAAUCCACAAUGCCGGUACUUACAUGCACAUUGUUCCAUAAAAUUAGGUCAAACAGACGAAGCUUUGGAAACACUCGGCGAGAAGAACCCUACACAUUUAAUAUCUGCACCAGGCAGUGCACGCCAGAAGCUUCGGCACGUUGAUGUAAAUACCCGGGCUGGUGCACGCCAUCAGAAAACCUUGUCACGCACGGAACGUCUGCCUACAAGUGAAGAGCGAGACCGGGAGGACUCUGCAAGUCUUAAAGCUGAGGCCGGCAUGUGCUACCUUCGAGGAGUAUGCUUUGCAAAGAAGAACGCCUUCGACCGCGCAAAGGAGUGUUACAAAAUCGCCGUUCAGAUCGAUGUACAAUGUUUCGAGGCCUUUGAUCAGCUCAUGGCCAAUUCCCUGAUGCACCCCUCCGAAGAGUGGAAAUUCCUCGAGUCUCUUAACUUCGAUACCAUCAAUGUAGACAACAAUUCAUCGCUCUCCCAAGAAGCUGCACAAUUCACAAAGCAGCUUUAUACCACUCGCCUCUCUAAAUACUCUCGGCCGCAAGAGUUCACAGCGGCUGCAGAAUCUCUUUCAACACAUUACAACCUCUCUGAGAAUCCAGAUAUCCUACUUUCCAAGGCAGAUCUUCUCUUCACCCAUUGCCGGUUCCGAGAUGCUCUUGCGCUUACUUCGUCGAUUUUGGAGCGUGAUAAGAACAACUUUGCUACCCUUCCGGUCCACUUGGCUUGCUUACAUGAACUUGGCCGUAAGAAUGAGCUGUUUUUGCUUGCUCACGAAUUGGCCGAUCACAACCCACAGGAACCUUGUGCAUGGCUUGCUGUUGGAGUGUAUUAUCUCUCCAUCAAUCGCAUUGCCGAGGCCCGCCGUUACUUUUCUAAAUCAUCGAUGAUGGAUCCGCAUUUCGGUCCAGCUUGGAUUGGGUUCGCACACACAUUUGCAGCAGAGGGCGAACAUGACCAAGCUAUCGCCGCUUAUGGUACCGCUGCACGACUGUUUCAGGGAACCCACCUACCGCAACUAUUCAUUGGGAUGCAAAACCUCCAGUUAAAUCAACUCACCUUGGCGCACGAUUACCUUAACGUCGCAUUCGACAUUUGUAAACAGGAUCCCCUCCUUCUAAACGAGCUCGGUGUCGUCUUCUAUCAUCAAGAUGCUCUACCAGACGCUAUAAGUAUGUUCCGUCGCGCUCUCAACAUCGCAGAAAUUAAUGACUCGGAUCGGGACGCUUGGUUACCCACUCGGAUAAAUCUCGCACAUGCUUUGAGGCGCUGCAACCAGUUGGAUGAAUCUCUAUCGACCUUCGAAGACGUCCUACGAGCCGGUAUACAGGACGCGGGCGUAUUUACCGCCAAAGGGUUGGUUCUUCUCGAAAUGGGUCGCAACUGGGAAGCCAUCAUUGCGUUGCAUGAGGCGUUAGCAGUUGCUCCACAAGAUCCCAUGGCUACCGACUUGCUAAACCGUACUUUCGAAUCCAAUGAGAGUGACAAUGGCGAGUUUGGCGUUAACAGAGGAUUGGAUGAAUAUAGUGAGCAAGUUGGUGACUUCGAAGUCGAAGAAUUAGACCGUCGAAUCGAUGGGAAAUUAAAGGAGAUCCAACAAAACAAGGUGGCAGGACGAGGUACUAGGCGUACAAGAAACGCGGCUGCACUGGGCGAGGAGAGUGCCUAUGGAGAGAGCAUGAUGGUCGAUUCGGAUGGGUGAAGUAGGACGGUCCCUCUUGU